Oldenlandia corymbosa var. corymbosa is the source of this 4446-nucleotide messenger RNA. The record is from the annotation of a GenBank genome assembly. Lineage: Eukaryota; Viridiplantae; Streptophyta; Magnoliopsida; Gentianales; Rubiaceae.
AUGUCAUCGUCACCAAAAUCCUCCCAUAAAAAAAAUCGCAACCAUUUAGCCCUUCAGAAAACCCUUGUCCAAAAUCAUCUUCAACCCCAGAAAAACUCUUCCUUUUCCCCCCGUUCGGACCACAUUUCUGAUUCCCACGAAAUUUUUCGUAGUAAUUUUGAUGAUAGUAAUGGUUUUGUUGGUUAUGUAAGUAGUAAUAGUGAAUCGAAUGGUUCCUGCCCGCAUUUAUUGGAGCUCCGAUCUAAACUUGGUCCCAACCCAUUUAGGAACCUACAGGGCUGCCUGAAAGUUCGCCCCCUCGGCCGUGCUUCCGUCCGUCGGGAACCGCCUCACGCGCUUGUUCAAUGUAGUGCGUGUAACGACAAUCCUCGGAGAUUGUUGGCAUGUAUCGCUUGCGCUGCUAUCUCCUGCCACCUUCACGCCCCGUCGCACGCGGCGGAUUUCGCGGAUGACGUCGGCGGCGGCGGCGAGGGCCCUUCUUCUCCGUCAUCCUCUCACGCCAUCGCGGUUGACGUUGACCGGGUGGAGCUGUUCUGUUGCAUCUGCAAUGACCAGGUUUACGACAUCGACUUCGAUGCCGCAGUCGUACUCGCCCAUUCCGUCGCCGCCUCGGCGGGCCCGAUCCAGGGCCCGGUUCCGAUUCCGCCCGCUCCGGCGGAGAAUCUCCGGAAACGGCGACGCGUGGAAUACAAACCGUGGAGUCCUGAUCCAAAUGAGCGAGCCCUGAUCGUGGAGAAGUCAAGCCCCUUACCGAGUCAGCCAAGCCGACACGGCAAGCCGGACGCAGAGCCUCCGUGGGGGCUCAGGGGCCUUAACAAUUUGGGGAACACUUGCUUUAUGAACUCGGUUUUGCAAGCAUUGCUUCACACCCCGCCAUUGAGGAAUUAUUUUUUGAGUGAUAAGCAUAAUCGCUAUUUUUGUCAGCAAAGAAACAAUUCAGUUGUUACUAGGAGUAAAGAUCAUAGUAGUAAAGAGAAUAUGGAAGCAGCAAGGUUGUGUUUGGCUUGUGAUUUGGAUGCUCUGUUUUCUGCUGUAUUUUCCGGAGAUCGGACUCCAUAUAGCCCUGCAAAGUUGCUACACAGUUGGUGGAAGCAUGCAUCAAAUCUUGCAAGUUAUGAGCAGCAAGAUGCACAUGAGUUUUUCAUCUCCAUGCUUGAUGGGAUUCAUGAGAAGUUACAAAAGGACAAGCGGAAGCUCCAGAGUCAAGGCAGUGGAGAUUGCUGUAUUGCUCAUAAGGUGUUUUCAGGCAUCUUGAGGUCUGAUGUUAUGUGUACAGCUUGUGGGUUCACAUCCACAACGUAUGAUCCAUUCAUUGACAUCUCACUGGACUUGGAACAAAACAGUGAGGGCUCUGCAAAAUUGGCAUCUGGAAAAUCUAAUCAUGCCAGCAAUGGUGAGGCGGGCUCCAAGAAUAGUAGCCAGAGCUCUGGAGUUUCUACCUUGAUGGGUUGCUUAGAUCGAUUUACAAGACCUGAAAGAUUAGGAUCGGACCAAAAAUUUUUCUGCCAGAAGUGUCAAGUCAGACAGGAAUCUCUGAAGCAGAUGUCCAUUCGAAAACUUCCUUUGGUCUCUUGCUUCCACAUUAAAAGAUUCGAGCAUUCUCAUGUUAAAAAGAUGUCGAAAAAGGUUGACCGCUAUCUUCAGUUUCCCUUUUCCUUGGACAUGUCAACUUACCUCUCUUCAUCAAUCUUGAGAAGUCGGUUUGGAGAGAGGAUGUUCAGUUUUGAUGGUGAAGAUGCGGCUGCUUCAUGUGAAUUGUCCUCGGAGUUUGAGUUGUUUGCUGUCAUCACUCACUCUGGUAAACUUGAUGCUGGUCACUAUGUAACAUAUUUGAGAUUGAGUAACCAGUGGUACAAGUGUGAUGAUGCAUGGAUAACUCGGGUUAAUGACGACAUUGUCAGAGCUGCACAAGGUUAUAUGAUAUUUUACGUGCAGAAAAUGUUGUACUACAAGGCAAGUGAAAGGCAAGGUGAAUUCGAAGAAACGGUAAAAAUCUGGACGAUUGCUGCUGACACCUUGAGUUCCCCAUCAGGAAACAUGAUGAGCCUCAAGGAUUGGGUUUCAUCUCAGCUUCUAUCCAGGUCAUUAGCCACAUCUAGGCCAUUGUCAGCGGCUGACAGCUUCUUAUCAGAGGGGUCUCCUGACGAAGAUUUUCACAAUGAAGUUCACACUUCCGAUCCAAGAGCAGUGCUUGUUACUCCUGAUUCAUGUCGCCAUUCCAGUACCCGAAACAAUCAGGAAAAUCUGAAUCACGUCUCUUAUACAACUGGUUAUGGUCCUGAAGAUCGAGAACAGUUCAAUACACAGGAAGUCAAUGGUGAGAAUCCUUCACGGAGUGAUUAUGAAGAUGAGAAAACCUUGGAUCCUUUGGGAAAGAUUGAAUGUCUUCAGAUUAAAUUCUUGCGUCUUCUUAAAAGAUUUGGCUUAUCACAGGAUAACCUACUAGUAUCCAAGGUAUUAUACCGAAUUCAACUGGCAACUUUGAUACGAGCUGGUGACUCUGAUCUUAAAAGGGCUAAUCUAAGAAGUGAUAAGGCUCAGCAAAUUGCUGAAGAAAGAGAAGUAUCUGGUUUUCCUGAGCUUGAUUUUUCUGUUAGAAUUCUUCUACUGGGCAGAAGUGGUGUUGGGAAGAGUUCUACCAUAAAUUCCAUAUUCAAUCAAAUGAAGGCUGCGACAGAUGCUUUUCAACCUUCUACUGAUCACAUUCAGGAGGUUGUGGGAACUGUGAAUGGUAUUCAAAUAUCCUUCAUCGACACUCCUGGUCUGCUGCCUUUCUCGCCAAGUUCUGUCAGGAAAAAUCGGAAAAUACUGCAUUCUGUGAAGAGAUUUAUAAGAAAAUCUCCUCCAGACAUCAUAUUGUAUUUUGAACGUUUGGACUUGAUCAAUACGGGUUAUAGUGAUUUCCCAUUGCUAAAGCUUGUGAGCGAGGUCUUUGGUCCGGCAAUCUGGUUCAACACAAUGAUUGCCAUGACUCAUGCGUCUUCAUCGCUUCCUGAAGGUCCUGAUGGGUAUCCUGUCAUCUAUGAUUCUUUCAUUGCUCGAUGUACAGAUUUGUUGCAACACUACAUUCACCAAUCAGUGUCAGAUGCUAAACUUGAGAAUCCUGUAGUCUUGGUAGAGAACCAUACGCAUUGCCGGACAAAUAUCAGGGGAGAGAAAGUUCUUCCGAAUGGACAGGUUUGGAAGGACCAGUUCUUUUUAUUAUGCUUAUGCACCAAAGUUUUGGGUGAGGUUAACAGUCUCCUGGAAUUUGAAGACGGGAUGCAGUUGGGACCCUUGAAUCGUAAUAGAGUGGCUUCACUUCCUCAUCUUCUCACUGCUUUCCUUAAGCACCACACUCGAUUGAAUCUACAUGAAGCUGAUGACACAGUCGAAGACUUUCUUCUCUUAGACUCAGAGGAAGAAGAUGAGUAUGAUCAACUGCCUCCAAUCCGUAUUUUAAAAAAAGCUCAAUUCCAUAAAUUGAAUGACUCGCAAAAGAAGCAAUAUCUAGAUGAGUUAGAUUACAGGGAAACUCUCUAUUUAAAAAAGCAGAUGCGAGACGAAAUCCGCAGAAAAAAAGAAAGACUUUUUGAUGAUGAGAAUUUGGCCUCUGACAUUCACCCCAGUGAUCAAGAGGUGGCACCAGAACCUGUUCUCUUGCCCGAUAUGGCUGUUCCUCCUAGUUUUGACUCUGAUAAUCCGGUCCAUCGAUAUCGCUGCCUAGUUACAGAUGAUCAGUGGCUUGCAAGACCAGUUCUGGAUCCUAAUGGAUGGGAUCAUGAUGUGGGCUUUGACGGAAUCAACCUGGAGACAGCUGUAGAAAUAAGGAAAAAUGUUUUCACUUGUGUUACUGGCCAAAUGAGCAAAGAUAAGCAAGAUUUCAGUGUUCAAUCAGAAUGUGCUGCAGCUUUUAUGGAUCCCAAGGGACCCACAUACAGUGUAGCUAUUGAUGCUCAAUCUGGUGGAAAAGAAUUAAUGUGUACUGUACACAGCAACAUAAAGCUAAGGAACCUAAAGUACAACCUUACUGAUUGUGGAGUUUGUGUCACAUCGUUUGGGAACCAGAAAUUUUUCGGUGCUAAGAUCGAAGACAGCAUCUUAAUAGGGAAGAGGAUGAAGUUAUCUGUUAAUGCUGGUCAGAUGCGUGGUGGUGGGCAAGUGGCUUAUGGUGGUAGUCUUGAAGCGACUUUGAGAGGCAGAGACUAUCCUGUGAGAAAUGAGAAGGUUAGUUUCACAAUGACAUUUCUUUCUUUGGACAAAGAUACAGUGUUCGGUGCAAAUUUGCAAUCAGACUUCAGAUUGAGGCGUGAUACAAAAAUGUCUGUGAAUGCUAAUAUCAAUACACGGAGAAUGGGUCAAGUCAGUAUAAAGACUGCUAGCUCGGAGUGCAUGGAAAUAGCUAUAAUUGCAGCAGUCUCAGUUAUUGGAACUCUGCUGCGGAGAAAGCCCAAUGCUACGACCUAG